AUGGAUGAGGAAAAGACGAAGGGUAGCCAGAAUCCGCUCGAGUGUGGCGUUUGCCAGAAGGAAUUCAACAACCCGGUCCACCUGCCCUGUCUCCACGUCUUCUGCAACGGCUGUAUAGGCGGAGAAGCCGGAGGCACGUCACCACGGCCGCUAUGUUGCCCGGAGUGCCAGGAGCCGCUGGGCGAGUCGCCGCCGAUCGACCUGCUCGCCAAGUACCUCGUCGACACGGCGCACGAGCCGGCCGAGGUGUGCGCAAAUUGCGAUCAGAUAGCGCAACCCAUGUUCUUCUGCGAGACGUGCCAGCAAGCCCUCUGCGUCGGCUGCCGCCAGAAUACGCAUCAGGCCAAAAUGUUCUCCACGCAUCGCAUGAUCUCGCUGGAGGAACGGGCGAGGGUCAGGGGUCGUGUGAGCUGCGCGCAGCACGGAGAGCCCUACAUUUUGUACUGCGUCGACGAGAAGCGGCUAGUCUGCAUUCAGUGUUUUAAUGGGAGACCGCUGGAGUCGAGACACAGCUUCGUCUCGAUCGAGACGGCCCACGCCGGAAAUGUGGAGAAAAUGGAGAAAUGGGUCAACAAGCUGCGGCUAUAUCAGCUCGAAAAACGCGAGGAGGUGGAUGUGCGGAAGCGGAUGCUGGCCGAGGUCGAGGAGCGCUUCAGCCGCGAGAAUUCUGCCAUCACGCAACUCUGCCAGGACAUUCACGAAUCGGUCAACUUUGUGCGCGACACCACCCUCGAGCAGAUGGGCCUCGGCAAGAAGGAGCUCGAGGCGGACUGUCGCGCUCAGAUGGCCGAGCUGAACAGCUUGAUGGCCCCAAUUCGGCUCUACCUGCUCAGCUCCCAGAUUCUCUGCUCGUCGGCGUCGAAGAUUGAUUUUCUACAAUUUUAUGCCGAUCUCGUCAAGCGGAUACAAGUGGUUCUUGGCAAGUCGAUCGGCCGCCCUCCGCUGCUACAGUGGAAAGACAUCGACUCGAUCAGGGCCGAGUUGGCCAAGGCGCUGGAGCCGCACAUCGGGAUGUCAGCCGCCUGGAUGCCCCCGCCGGCGCGCGAGGCCCGAGAAGGCUCCGGAAGUGCGAGUUAUAAAGGGAACCGAUCGCUGCCCCAGCACGGCUUCCAGGGCGUCCUCACCAAGUACCAGAUCAUGGUCGACCUCGCCGGUGCCUUUGGCGAACACUUUGCUCGCAUUGAUAUGCCUUUAAAAGACUUAUCGAACGAGCUGGCCGACCUCUCGAAACGCGUCCAAGAAGCGCAGCGAGAUCUAACGCGCCGGAAGGUGCUGCUCAAGCCGAGCUACAUCGAGGCGUUGAUCGAACGUUGUGCCACCGUCGACUCUCGCCUCGGCAUGCAUUCGGCCGUCAUUUCCGAGCUGCAGCCAGACUUGCAAGAGCUCUGGCAAGAAGCCUUGGAUCGGGUUCGCAGACAGCAAAUUAUGUACAGGGAAAAGGUGGAACUUUCAAUGAGACUACGCGAGACGGCACGCCAAGUCCUGACCGCCGUCAAGCAGUUGGCCCCGUUUGCCAAGUGUCUGGAGAGCAUGUCGGCCACCAUUGAUCCAAAGCGCUGUCAUCCGCCAGAUCCCGCCCCGAUGGAGCGCAUUUGCCUUCAGAUCUCGACGCUGGAGCCGGACUCGGAGCGAAGGAUACAGGCAAUAGAAGAGGAAGAAAACAACCGUCGAGUCGCGCAAGAGCAAAAACGACGCCAAGAAGAGGAGCAGCGCAGCGCUGUUGGCAAACUUCACAAAGCUAAAGGCAAAAAGAAGGCCACGCCGCUGCUGAUGAUUUCCGGCGAUCGAGAGCGGAGCCCCGGCGGCACCGACUCGAUGCUGAUCAGCCCGCUCGUCAAGAGCCCUCAGCCGACGAUUUGCUGCGGCAACCUGUCCGACCAGACCUACGACUCGGAGGACGAGCUGCCCGGGCCCUCAAAUGCCAACUCCGUCACCUUCGCCCUGCCGCUGCAAAAUGAGCCGGACAGUUCGCUAUUCGAUUCGCGAGCGAUGAGGUCCCCAUCCCCGACAACUGUCAAAAAUAUUGGCCAGCUUCUCCUCAGCUUGACGCAAAACAAGCCGGAAAUCGCCGUCUCGCCCACGCCAACAGAGUCCGACUGGUCGGUGGCUAGCCAGGAAACUGAGGAGCUUGAAAGGCUGAAAAAGAUCUCCGAAUCCGGCACGAUGAAGGGCAAAUCGAAAAGGGCAAAGGAGCCGGUGAAAGAAAUGCCUAUCCCGACAAUCGGCAUCAGUAGCGACGCGUUGGCGGGCCGCAUCACGGCCAACGUCGAAAAUUCCCGGGAUACGGUUUUGCGGGCGCUGCACGAUGUGUUUUCAGAAAGGGCCGAGGAAGACACCGUGGUCGUCGAGCGGCCGAACGUGCUGGCGAGCGCGGUGAAGGAGGCGGAGAAGCGGUUGAAGGAGAAGGAGCCUUCGAAAACCGGCCCAAGCCGUCCGACCGGCUCCCGGCGGAAAACGGUGUCGAUUAGCGAGACGAUGGCGGAGGUGAAGCUGAAGGAGGAGGAGGAUGGGUCUCUGAUCCCGAGGCCGAAUUCUACGCCCGUUCCGCUGCCACCACCCCUUCCGCCGAAUCACCCAGAACCGGAACAACGCAAAAAGGAAGUCGUCCUGAAGCCGUUUGAGGCAAGGGAAAAGGUACAGCAGCGGCCGUUCCAAAUGGCGCCGAUCCUUCGCUACAAAUGCUUCAACUGCCCCAGUUGCGAUCAGCCCUUCGAAAGCCAGCGCUUUCUCGCGAAGACGCCGAUGAUUGGCUUGACGGCGGGCCAGAUGCAGAUCUUCUGCCGCGAUGCCCUCGAUGAUGUUCGAGCCCCGGCCCACUGGCUAAUCGACCUGCUCGCCCAGCCCGCAUUCGAGAAGAAGUCCGGCGGAUACAUCAUGCACGGCAGCGCAGAACUCCCGCGCUGCCCCGGCUGCGAUCGCUUCGUGAUGAGCGUCGACACGCGCCGCCCGCAUUUCCUGAUGUGCGGCCACCUCAUCUGUGAAGGCUGCCUCGCCACCAGCCCCGACAACCUGUGCUUCGCGUGCAACGCCUUCUUCGGACACGACGCCAACCCGCUGUGCAAGCCACUCGUCGCCUUUGCCGCCCACCUGCUCAGCGAGAAGCCGGCCGACAUCGUGGCGCUACUGCUGAAGGAAGAUGCGGAGAAGCCGGAUGUCCCCCUGGCCGCCUAUAUGGAAUGCGGGGGUUGCGAGCUGCAGAUGCCGAUCGGCGGCCUGAUCCAGUGCAACGACUGCUCGGUGGUGGCCUGCGGCAGUUGCUUCAUCAGGGACCAUAAGGAGCACGACAUCACGGCACAGCUUGGCAUCGAACUGUCCACCCUCCACGCGCAAACGUCUGCCCACGUGCUCGGUGUUUACGAGGGAUACCGCAAGAAUUUCCAGCACCUGCACGCCUCAAUUCUCGACGGGCUGGACGCGAUGGUCGCCGCAGGCGUCGAGAAGUUGAAGGACGUCACCGAGCAGCACACCUACGACGCCGGCAAAGAGGUCGCCGAUCUGAUCAGCCAGCUGACCGCCGACUUCGAGACGCAAUGCGAGCUGUACAUGCCUGUCGCCCGCAAGUUCAACGACCACCUCAUCGACGUCAAGGAGCAGAUGCAGAUGAAGGAGCCGGACCCCCAAGAUUCCGAAAUCGCCAAUGAAGCU
Molecule: messenger RNA, 3645 nt
Organism: Mesorhabditis spiculigera
Lineage: Eukaryota; Metazoa; Nematoda; Chromadorea; Rhabditida; Rhabditidae
Source: the annotation of a GenBank genome assembly